UAUUAGUGAGCUACACAGUAGGCUCACAUGGGUGCAAGCUCAACUUUAUUAAUGGUCUCACAUGGACAUUGUCUCCUUCGAUUCUCUUGUCUUGUCAUACUCUUGUCUUCCACUUGCACAGUUUAUAUAUAUCAAAAGCUUCAUUCUUUCGUUUUAGAUCACUCGUAGUGAAUCAAAUCUCAAACUUUUUUUUUUUUUCCAUUUCUUUCCUUUCCUCCUCUGUUCUGAUGGCUCUCCGAUUACCAUCUAAGGUUCUUGAACAUAUCCUCUCCUUCAUUGAUUCCAACGAGGACCGGAACUCUGUUUCUCUGGUCUGCAAGUCAUGGUUCGAAACAGAGCGGAAGACUAGGAAGCGAGUCUUUGUCGGAAACUGUUACGCGGUGAGUCCUGCUGCUGUUGCACGACGGUUCCCGGAGAUGAGAUCUCUGACUUUGAAAGGGAAGCCACACUUCGCCGACUAUAAUUUGGUUCCGGACGGUUGGGGUGGUUAUGCUUGUCCAUGGGUUGAUGCCCUGGCGGCGAAAAGCCCGUCCCUUGAAGAGAUAAGAUUGAAGAGAAUGGUGGUGACUGAUGAGUGCUUAGAAAAGAUUGCUGCUUCGUUUAAGGAUUUUAAAGUCCUUGUGCUGACUUCUUGUGAAGGUUUCUCCACUGAUGGUAUCGCUGCUAUUGCAUCUACUUGCAGAAACUUGAGAGUGUUGGAGCUACGAGAGUGCAUCGUUGAAGAUCUAGGAGGAGAUUGGCUUAGUUAUUUCCCAAAGACUUCAACUUCUCUGGUCUCUCUUGACUUCUCUUGUUUAGACUCUGAGGUUAAAAUCUCGGACUUAGAGCGUCUCGUGAGCAGAUCUCCUAACCUGAAGUCUCUGAAGUUGAAUCCAGCUGUGACUCUUGAUGGACUCGUUAGCAUCCUUAGUCGUGCUCCACAGCUGACUGAGCUCGGCACAGGUUCUUUCGCAGCUGAAUUGAAACCAGAAGCGUUUUCAAAGUUGUCAAAAGCUUUUUCAAACUGUAAGCAACUUCAGAGUUUAUCUGGUCUUUGGGAUGUUCUCCCUGAAUAUCUUCCAGCUCUUUAUUCUGUAUGUCCUGGACUUAUCUCGUUGAACUUGAGCUAUGCUACUGUCCGAAUGCCUGAUCUUGUUGAGCUUCUUAGGCGAUGCUCGAAACUGCAGAAGCUAUGGGUGAUGGACUUGAUAGAGGACAAAGGUCUUGAAGCUGUUGCCACAUAUUGUAAGGAACUGCGAGAACUGAGGGUGUUUCCAUCAGAGCCAGAUCUUGAUGCAACCAACAUACCUGUGACGGAGCAAGGCCUGGUCUAUGUCUCUAAAGGCUGUCGGAAGCUUGAGUCUGUUCUUUACUUCUGUGUCCAGUUCACAAACGCAGCUUUGAUUACUAUAGCAAGAAAACGUCCAAAUCUGAAGUGCUUCCGUCUCUGCGUGAUAGAGCCAUUCGCUCCUGAUUACAAAACAAAUGAGCCACUUGAUAAAGGAUUCAAAGCCAUAGCUGAGGGAUGCAAGGAUCUUCGACGGCUCUCCGUCUCUGGUCUCCUCUCUGACAAGGCCUUUAAAUACAUUGGGAAACAUGCCAAGAAGGUUAGGAUGCUAUCCAUAGCAUUCGCAGGCGACAGUGAUUUGAUGCUCCAUCACUUGUUGUCAGGCUGUGAGAGUUUAAAGAAGCUUGAGAUAAGAGACUGCCCUUUUGGAGACACUGCACUACUAGAGAACGCUGCCAAACUAGAAACCAUGCGAUCCCUUUGGAUGUCGUCGUGCUUUGUAAGUUUUGGCGCUUGCAAGCUUCUGAGUCAGAAAAUGCCAAGGCUUAAUGUUGAAGUCAUUGAUGAACAUCCUCCAAAGACAAGACCUGAGAGCUCUCCAGUUGAAAGGAUAUACAUAUAUAGAACAGUCGCAGGACCGAGAAUGGAUACACCUGAAUUCGUGUGGACGCUACACAAGAAUCCUGAGAUUGGAGUUUCUCGUUUAGCCAUUAAGUAAACUUGCAGCUUCAGUCAUUCUUUUUUUCCUUUUCAUCUUGAGUUUUUGCAGACAUUGGUGUUGGAGAUUCAGCUUCCAUUCGUUCUCUUUUAUAUUGUUUCUACUAAGAUGUUAGAAUAUCAGUGAUAGAAGCAUUUCGUAGCUUGUACUCUGUUAAGCGAAACCUUGAGUUUGUACUAAAGUUUGGAAUAAAAAAGUUGUCACUUUAUAA
This is a messenger RNA of Capsella rubella, 2196 nucleotides long. RefSeq names its product GRR1-like protein 1. The coding region runs from base 228 to 1985 and encodes 585 amino acids. The transcript has 3 exons. Gene Ontology annotation, biological process: SCF-dependent proteasomal ubiquitin-dependent protein catabolic process. The record is from RefSeq and is a predicted model, not a curated record. Gene Ontology annotation, molecular function: protein binding. Gene Ontology annotation, cellular component: SCF ubiquitin ligase complex. Lineage: Eukaryota; Viridiplantae; Streptophyta; Magnoliopsida; Brassicales; Brassicaceae.